CGGCGGUGGUGUUUCGUGUCUGCGUCCCUGACGGGCUGGACUGAUCUGUGGGGUCGCGGCACGCCCGCCCUGACCCGGGGACGGAACUGCGACACCACGAGCAGUGUUGGAAGAUGGCCCUGAACUCUGUGUGCUGGUGCGCCGGCGACCAGGGGCACGUGGUGGCCCACCGGGACUACCGCAGCCACCUCGGCCCGAGGGCCUCCGCCUUCGCUAUGGUGUCUGGGGACGGCUUCCUCGUUGGCAGGCCUGAGGAGGCUCGUCCGAGACUUCGGCCGGCCGUGCGACCGAACGCCCGGGAGAGCCGCCGAGCGGCCCGAGCCGCCCCCUACCCGGCCCCCGGGCUGAAGCGGGAUCUGCUGAGGAGCGUGCUGCAGCAGCGACUGGUGGCCCUGGGAACGGUCGUGGCAGCCCGGAUUGCAGCCUAACACCCGUUAGCUCCCAACAAGGCUCUCCAAAACCCUUCCUCCGUGUGCCCGCGGUCUGUUUUACACAAACUUGUUUGCAUUUUAGUCUGUGCGAAAGUAAGUAACAGAUAAACGCGGCAACAGAGGAAAUUGUCGAUGGGUUCAGGUGUGACCUGAAGGAUGAAGAGUAGAGAGGAGUUAGAAGGGAUCUUACCUCUUUUGUUUAGUAUUCACAAGGCUGAUCAGAAGACAGCUAUGUUCACACCUUUCCAAGAAGCAUUCCAAAGUUAUCCCGUUUCCCCCGGUCUUCCUUCCCUAGCUGAUUCUGAAUGUCAGACUGAGGUAAAGGAAGCUUAGUUGAAGGAUGGUGGUCCCUGCCCUGUGGGGGCCAGACCCGGAGCUACAGCUGAGAGAGAGCCAGGACCUAGACCUGCCUGUGCCCUUCCCCUUGCUGGAUGGCGCCCGACCAG
This is a messenger RNA of Ochotona curzoniae (black-lipped pika), 877 nucleotides long. It is a transcript of the gene CUNH11orf71, whose product is annotated as chromosome unknown C11orf71 homolog. The coding region runs from base 114 to 428 and encodes 104 amino acids. The transcript has a single exon. Gene Ontology annotation, cellular component: nucleus. The record is from RefSeq and is a predicted model, not a curated record. NCBI's taxonomy places the organism in Eukaryota, Metazoa, Chordata, Mammalia, Lagomorpha, Ochotonidae.